Molecule: messenger RNA, 2280 nt
Organism: Tympanuchus pallidicinctus (lesser prairie-chicken)
Lineage: Eukaryota; Metazoa; Chordata; Aves; Galliformes; Phasianidae
Gene: SCTR
Product: secretin receptor
Exons: 12
Coding region: 493-1659 (388 amino acids)
Biological process (GO): adenylate cyclase-modulating G protein-coupled receptor signaling pathway; brain development; cell surface receptor signaling pathway
Cellular component (GO): plasma membrane
Molecular function (GO): G protein-coupled peptide receptor activity; secretin receptor activity; vasoactive intestinal polypeptide receptor activity
Source: RefSeq, a predicted model, not a curated record
UUUAACACUGCCAGAAGUGGCUGAUUAAGUACUCCAGGAAAGUCCAGCAGUGCCCUGAAUGUUUCUGCAGUCCUUACGAGGAUCACCUUGCUCAGGCACUUUGUUUAGCAGAGUAACAGGCUCAUUUCUCUCAAUAACAACGUCAACAAAUGGGAGAAAGCAGGAACUGAGUCUGUACUUGCCUACUGCUAUCAGAAAAGAGCAGACUUAAUUAAGAAAAUUGACUGCAUUUCAAGGAAAUAUUGCCCACAACCAAUUGACUGCAUCAGAUGGAGAGUAGGAGCAUAAGGAAGGCAAGCCUUGCUAAGUAUGUUUUAAGAGGAAAAGUAAUUCUGCUGCUUUAUGUUUUCAGAUCAGGGCUGUCCCUCCUGUCUGCGACCUCCUGAGUGUCUUGAAAAAGGAGGAAGAAAACUGUGCUGAGAUUUUGUCCCUGGAGGCAAGGAACAGGACGCCUGAAAACGAUCUCCUAAGCUCAGGUGAAGAUGUGCUGGGAUGUGGGAUAACAUGAGCUGCUGGCCUUCGUCUGCUGUGGGAUACACUGUCAGUGCUCACUGCCCCAAAUUCUUCCAGAUGCUGACUGGGAAACAAGGUUUUGUGUAUCGAAACUGCACCAGCGAAGGUUGGUCCCAUCCAUAUCCAAGACCAGAUAUUGCUUGUGGCUACAAUGUCAAUGACACAACAAACGAGGCGAGACGUUCCUAUUUCAUGACCCUGAAGACCAUGUACACCGUUGGGUACUGCACCUCCCUGGUGACGCUGACAAUUGCCUUGGUGGUCCUGGCCUCUUUAAGGAGACUUCGCUGUACAAGGAACUACAUCCACAUGCAUCUCUUCACAUCGUUCAUUUUGCGAGCCUCAUCAAAUUUCAUCAAAGAUAAUGUUUUGUUUUCCUCUGAAGACACAAACUACUGUGAGGCAUACACGGCUGGCUGUAAGCUUACCAUGGUCUUCUUUCAGUAUUGCAUCAUGUCUAACUACAGCUGGCUCCUUGUGGAGGGACUGUACCUCCACUCUCUCCUGGUCAUUUCCUUCUUCUCAGAAAAGAAGUUCCUUUGGUGGUUCAUCAGCCUUGGAUGGGGUGCCCCAACUGUCUUUGUUGCUGCUUGGGCAACUGCAAGACAGCUCAGUGAAAAUAUUGGGUGUUGGGACAUUAACACAAAUGCCAAUACCUGGUGGAUCAUUAGAGGCCCUGUAGUUCUGUCUAUUUUUGUUAAUUUCAUUCUCUUUGUCGACAUUUUAAGGAUCUUGAUGAGGAAGCUCAGCUCACCUGAAGGACGGAGCAGCGAUUUCAACCAGUACAAGAGACUUGCCAAGUCAACACUUCUCCUCAUCCCACUCUUUGGGGUUCACUACAUCAUCUUUGCUUUCUUCCCUGAAGACGCAAGUAGUGGCACAAUGGAAAUCCAGCUGUUUUUUGAGUUGGCUCUUGGAUCAUUCCAGGGUUUUGUCGUGGCUGUACUUUAUUGUUUUCUUAACGGUGAGGUUCAGCUGGAAGUUCAGAGAAAAUGGAGACAGUGGCACUUAAGCAAACACCUGCGUCAGCAGCUCAGCACCUCAGCGAGUAACGGAGGAAGCGGCCUAACUCAAGAGAUGCAGGUGACCAAAGUGAGUCCACCAAAGGACAGGAAGGCAACUCCCCAAAGAUCAAGCAUGCUUUAACACUGCAUUCUUAAGGGACACCUCCAUGCUCAGAUACAUGUGGUUAAACCUCAUGGACUGUGCUGGGAGCCUUGUGUAUAUAUCCCACAGUGCGACUUGGCUGUAGAACAGCACUUCUUGAAGCACAUCUGUUCAUCUAUAUCCUGUGUAGCACCAGAGUUACUUUGCAAGGCAAAAUGGGCCAAAACGUUAUUCUCUUAUUUGGGUUUCUGACCAUAAUCAUUUAUGUUUCUGUCCAUACUGAUAUUUUUAAGUUGCUAUUUGUACCUUAAAUGUAGCUCCUCGUUUUCUGUGUGGCUCCCUUCCAAUCCUAGGCCAGGCUGGUGGGUUUCAGAUGUUUUGCCCUUCUUCCGCUGUUGAAGCUAGAAAGAUAUUCAGCUUUGCAAGAUGGUAGUUACAAAUCAUUCUUUGAUAAAGCCCAUGGGUUUGAUAUGCAAGCCAAUUCACACCUAGAAUUUACCAGGGUCCCAAGUCCUUCAGUUGUGGUGGACAGUGACAGACACAGUGAAUACAAACCACAGUCAGGCUUUUGCUUCAGCUGUGACUGCAUGUGCAUUGCGUGGGUACAUUCCAGUGAUGGAGUUUUCUUCCUUUGUCUAACAAUGGAGAUCUUGAAAAUAA